Messenger RNA from Chiloscyllium plagiosum (whitespotted bambooshark), 6074 nucleotides. Its product is annotated as transmembrane protein 163a. The record is from RefSeq and is a predicted model, not a curated record. NCBI's taxonomy places the organism in Eukaryota, Metazoa, Chordata, Chondrichthyes, Orectolobiformes, Hemiscylliidae. Gene Ontology annotation, molecular function: zinc ion binding. Gene Ontology annotation, cellular component: synaptic vesicle membrane.
GGCCAAAGCAGUGAAUGAUUUCAAAAAAGGGGUUAACUAUAAUUCUUGGGGCUAAAUGGAUCAAAGGACAUGGGGAGAAAGUGGGAAAAGGGUAUGGAGUUGGAUGAUCAGUACAAUCAUAUGGAAUGGCGAAGCAGGCUCGAAGGGCUGAAUGGCCUUCUCCUCCUCUUAUUUUCAUGUUCUAUGACCAGGGGCAUAAUCUCAGAGCAAGGAGUCACACAUUUCAGAGGAAUUUCUUCUCCAAGGCGAAAAUGGUUCUUCACCACAGCGGGCUGUCAAGACUGGCUCAUUAAAUAUAUUUAAGGCUGAGAUAGACAAAGUUAGCCUGGGAAUGAAAAGUUAAUGGGAAAAGGUAAGAACAUGGAGUUGGGGAUUAUCAGACCAUACAUGAUCUCAUUGAAUGGCAGAGGUGAUCUGAUGAGCUGAGUCGCCGACGUCAGUUCCUUUUGAUCUUAUUUCAGAAGCUGUUUUAAACAGCAGCACAGAGAGAAGGACAACUGAGUUCUUUUCCCACAAGACAUUGAAGUUUUUCUCUCCUGUUUCUCUCAGAAGACAACAUACUGGUGAAAAAGCAAAUUGUGGAAACAACUGGUCAAUGAGAACUCAAGAGUAUCUACAAACAUUGUCACAGAUGAAAAAACACUAAAUAACCGUGCUAUCGUCUUAAACGUCUAAUAUAUUAAGAUCAUUUAAACUGCCUCGUCGUGAACUCCCUAUGAAUUGAAACAUGAUCACUACAGGCUCAAAAUAAUUUGUUGGAACUGACUGACAGGGGGGUUAAAGGGAUGCGAGUCCCAAACGCUUUUUCACCUGCUCGCAACAUAUCGUACACACAAUUAACAUUCAGACUGUAAUUGAUAUGUACUUGAAAGUCUUUGCUAACUGCUGCUGUGAACACGAUGACAAUAAAACCCCUGCGUGAUUUGAAGCUGAAGAAAGAAACGCCAUCAACCAUCUGACCUGAAGAUUAGAUCGAAACCUGUCAGCUCAGACUCCCCGAGGAGUUCAUAUCGAUUGUUCAUGUUUGUGAAGGAACAGCAAUUGAAUUGGAAUAAAGCCAGUUACAUUCAGUCAUAUCUUAAAUGCACAUAUUCAAACACACCAAUAUAAGCCAAGCACAUUUCACAGGAGCGAGAUUGUUUACUGUAAUAAAAUCUUCCCGGAUUCCCUUCUGAAACUUUUUUUUUAAGAGUGAGGGCUGAAGUUCCGGCUGGGAACAAAGCUUCUUUUACUGACGCCUGAACCUGACACGGAAAGCCUGAACCGAAAGCUGUUUUUAAUCUGUGUAGCGCCUCGGUAUUUCCUUAUUUUGUUUUUUCGAAACAAGGCAACUUGCCACACUGUGAAGCAGCCUGCACAGCCAGGCCUACCAGAAACAGGGCUUAUUGUUAUACUCGCAUCAAAAAGCGAAGAUGUGGGAUUCACCGAGAUAGAGGGACGCUGUCUGUUACUUAACGUUCCAGCCUUGGAGACAUAACUUAAAGGAAAACAUUUCUGCCCAUUUGUAUCUCGAGGCGGGAACACAAGCACACGGAGUUGUUGAAUGCGAUUAACUUCAUGUCUACAUUUUUAACUGCAGCUUGAUAUGAAUGCAUCAUCACACAGUCCAGUCACAGCUCGACGAGAAGCUGACAGUGGUUCAGAGCUGAUCUGACGAACUCCGAAUUUUAAUUAGAGUCGGUUCGUCAACGGCUCUACCCCCCACCCCCCCCAGUCAACCCCACCCCGUUCCAGUUUGCAGCUAAGUGCUGAUGAGUCGGGAGUCCUUUUGAUAACGCAAGCUCGCGUUGCCAUCUCUGCCUUUCUCACUCCAUCCCCCGCGGGCUGUGCAGAUAUUCUCGCCAGAGUGCCACAUUCCCCCGCGCACAGCUUUAAGGCAUGGACUCGCCAGCUUCUGAUCCCUCCCCUGCUGCCACAAACCAGGCGGUUACUGAAGCCAGGGACGGCCAGUUCGCCCCGGCAUCUGGGCAGCAGAAAGAGAGGCGCAAGAUGGACAGAGACACCGAGAUGAGAAUCAGUGAAAGCGCGCAGUUCGGCGAUACAGUGGAGAACCGAGGUUUACUGGAAAGCAGCCAAAAGCUGAAACCCCAUGAAGCUCAGAGCUACCGCAAGAAGGCGUUGUGGGUGUCCUGGAUCUCAAUUCUUAUCACUCUGUCCCUGGCUGUGGUAGCCUUCACUGUUUCUGUCAUGCGACACAGUGCAUCAUCCUUUGGAUUUGCAUUUGAUGCUACGUUGGAUGUGUUGUCUUCUGCAAUAGUGCUGUGGCGUUACAGCAAUGCAGCCGCUGUGCACUCUGCCCAUCGGGAGAAUAUAGCUUGUGCCAUUUUGGGUGUUAUAUUUCUUAUUUCAACUCUCUGCAUUUAUGGUAAAGCUAUUCACGACCUUGCUACAAAGCUGCUUCCUGAAGUGGAUGAUUUCCUUUUUAGUGUUUCCAUCAUUAGUGGAAUACUCUGCAGUAUUCUGGCUGUGGUUAAGUUUAUGCUUGGUAGAAUCCUCACAAGCAAAGCCCUGAUAACUGAUGGUUUUAACUCCUUAGUUGGAGGCAUCAUGGCAUUUUCUAUACUGAUCAGUGCAGAAGUCUACAAUCAUAAUCCUGGUGUCUGGUAUUUGGACGGCACUAUAGGGAUUCUCAUUGGAAUGAUCAUCCUUGCAUAUGGAAUAAAGCUUCUGAUUGACACAGUGCCACGAAUAAAACAAACGCAUAAUUAUGAGAGCUUUGAAUGAUAGACGAAGAAAAUAUGCUGUGGUGGCUCAGUUCUACAGGAAUGAAGACUAAGAUUUGGAAUGAAUCAAUCAAGACAAUGGCAGUGACUGUAAAAAAAUGGUCACUGUCCUAUAUCCCAUUUAACAUCAAACCUAGUGGACUAAACUCAAAUGAUGCUAAACGUGGUGAACUUGAUAAUUUUAAAAGAUUGAAGAUGCACCUCUUUGUUAUGUAUUAUUUUUUCAGGAGCAAAGGGCAGAUUUUAACUAGUAGAUCACUCAUCAGAAAAACAUGCUAAGCAGUGGCCCAAUCUGCCAGGGGCAGGCCUGGUCACUUUUGAGGGCUGAAUGUCAUUAUCAGGAUGAAGCACAUGGCUUGCUGGUACUGGAUCAGACUGGACAGCUGGGCCCAAAACAACAUGACUGAUCUUGUGAAACCUAAAAUAGUACUCCUCUUUGUUGCUAAAGAACAUUAAACUUACCAUUUAGGAGCAUCUUCCAUUGCAUCAUUCAAUAAAUCUGGCUACAUAUGGAUUUUGUUAUGUUCUGCUUAGUUGUGCAUCAUUUACAAUCAAGCUAACAUAUUCAUCAAUUUGUACAUUGAAAGAGCAAUGUCUUGAAAUAACAAGUAUUUCAACUGGACAGAAGACUCCUCAAUAUAUGGUGGUGGCAAGUACUAGUGUAAAUGAGGUGGUAAUGGGAUACUGCUUCACGUAUUCUAAUUGAUCACAGUUAAAAUCUACUCUGUAAAGUUCAACAUACCUUAGGCAAUCAGAAUGAAAGUGGAACUAACACGCAAUAUUGAGGAGCGUUUAGAUUCUUUAUCACCUAUUUCAUACAUUAUAGGUCAGAUCUUCUGGUAGCAGGAGUGAAGAUGCACUUGAACCUACCCUCUCAGUGCAUGGUCAUUAUAUUGAGGAGAGGUUCAGAUGCAUAGUAAUUGCGUGGAAUAUAUAAAAUUACAGUGGGCAGAUUGUAUCACCCGAGACACUCCAUAUGUGCCAUACAUUGUUCCUUGGUAGUGCUGUGCAGCAAACAAAAGGGCAUUUGAGCUUCUGUGUUAUCUUCCACUAAAUUAUAUCCAGACUUCACUGAAAAUACCACUAUGAUCAUUAAUAUAAAUCCCAAAUUAGUGAUUUGCACAUAUCCUUAUCCUACACAUCCAUGGUCAUCACCUAUACAACUAGGUUUAAGAAUAGAAUUGGGUAUGAUGUAUUAAUACCAAAGUUCAUCCUAGUUUUUGCCUUUUCCUUAGUACUGAGCCAGUUAGCUGUGUGUGACCGUGUCUAAAUUGAAAUAAACUGGUCAAGGCCUUCAACAGGGAUGAGAACUGAAGAUCAUGGUAAAUGUAAUUUUUAAUAUAUCACUGCCACCCAAAAUAGAAGCUACAUGAUUUUUAGAAAUUUACAUUGUGAAGGCAGGCCACUAGAACAGUGGCUGCUAAUUCUUUUAUACAGCAAUCACCAACUAAUCUGUGUAAUUUUGUCCCAUUGCCUUGUAUAUGUUUAUGCUUUAAAAAGUUAUUAAAUGCUCCCUGAAAAACAAAGUGAGUCUUUGAUUCACCCUUGUGCUUUACAAAAAAGCAUUCAUAUCCUUAACUCUUACAUUACACUACAAUUUUCAGUUGAUAACCUUUCAGCAGUGCAAAUCAGAGGAAAUAAUCUGAAUCCAAAUAGGCUGACCGAGACACUCCAUAUGUGCCAUACAUUGUUCCUUGGUAGUGCUGUGCAUCAAACAAAAGGGCAUUUGAACUCCUGUAUCACCUUGUCAAAAUGAAAAGCUGAACAACAUUGAUACUAAGUGCUGUUUUGAGAUCUUGAGUACAACUUGACGUAAUACAUACAGCUAAAUGCAUAAGUAUGCACAUUUAUUCUGUUCACCAUGUUCAAUGAAUAAACAUCAUGUGCAGGUCCAAGAUAUUUGGUAUAAUAGCAGAGUAGAUAUUGAUCAGUUUUCCCCAUAAAUUGAUUGAUGUCUAUGUUGUAGUUAAUACACUUGUAUUGGUUUCAAGGUUGGUGUAAUAUUGGGCUGCUUAAUUUCAAAUAUAAUUUUUUCUAGCGGAAUACUACUUUGAUACAGAUAACAGUGAACUUUGAAAAUAAGUUAUUAAAAUAAAUCAGAUUAGCUAAAAGAUCUGAGUUGAUACUAGACAGAAAAAUUUCUCAAUGAUGAUUGAACAGUGCUGAUAUAUUGUUGACAUAAGAAAAUCAAUCAUUAUAUGCAAAAUUGGGCAGGAUUUAAGAGCAGCUUUAAAUGGCAAAACAGAUCUCCGCACUGAUAAUCAAGGUGUUAUGCUGUAACCAAGUCUAAAGAUAUUUUUAUUUGAAUGACAUGGAGUAGAUAUUUUAUUGAAUAUUUAGAAACAUUGAAAUUAACAAUUAAAAAUUAGAAAUGAAUACCUUUUCUAAAUAAGUCUUAGAAAUGUUUAUAAAAAGACAUUAUCUCCUCAAAUUCCAGUUAUGAAAAGAUAAAAUAUCUAAACUACAACAUAAAUCUGCAUUUAUACAGCACCUCUGAGCUCUACACUAGAGUGGGACCUUUUGAGAUGAGAAUGCUGCAACUGAGCCAUAGCCAGAACAUAUGAGAUGAUGUAUCACACAUUGCUAAUAUCAAAUUGAACAUAGACUGAAGUGGUGAAGUGAUACAAUAUUUAGUGGGAGAGAAAUGUCACAUCAAACCCUUAAGCCAAGUAAUUUCUGAAAUUUUUACAAGGUUAUAAAUCAAAGCAGAAUCAAAAAAUGCAAUCGAUUAAAUAAAUUACUUUCUUAUUCUUUCCAUCUUUGAUAAAGAUUUUGGUUGUUUUAUUUAUUUAAAGUUUAGGAAAUAUUGAGAACAUUCAUGGUUUGUUGUGCUCUUUUGACCAGCUCCAGCAUUUAGACUAGAGUUUAUGCCAUUGCAUGGUAAUAGUAUUGAGAUCCUCACUAUUUCUAUAUUUAUGCAGACAGAAUCGUUAUGAGCUUUAAUCAUCAAUAGUUAAGUUCUGGAGGUUAAAUUAUAGUCUUGCUACAAAACUCAGGGAAGGCCUGAUUUUAAGCAACAAGUUAGAAUAAUUACUUAUGGAAGUGUGAGCAUAGGGGUGGGAAUUUAUAUUUUUUGUCUGCACUUUGAUGGAAUCUUUACUGUAUUAGUUUAAUAUGUUGUAACGUGCUGCAAUUAAAAACAUAUGCAGCACAAUCUGUGCAUGAAAUGUGCUUCAAAUUCUUCAGUGAAAAGAUACAGCAUUUAACAAUAUUGAUGUUAAUUAAGAUAACUUAUGCUCCAAUAACUUUCUACUCUGUAUAUUUAUACAAGACAAUGUACAAACCAAUGGAAGAAAUUCUCUUCACUUAAAAGAUUUAUUAAAAAAUAAAGAUGUUUCCUGCUCAUCAAAA